AUGGAUUUUACUUGUGGAUGUCUUUUGGAUAAAACUGCCAAAGAACCUCACUUUAAAAAGUCAAAGCAUUUUGAAGAUCUCGCAGCAAGCUUUGCUAUUAACGCCAAGAAUGAACAAUUGAAUGCUCAUUAUUCAUGGUUGGUGCAAAUGCAUCGCCCUGUAGCAACCAGUAAUCCAUACGUUGAAGCCACCUUUGAAAAUCCUCAAGACAAGACCCAACCGAUUAUUGUACCAGCCUUACAACUCAAGAAUACUGAAACUGCCUACUCCCAUCCACGUUAUUACGUCGUCUCCCCUGCUGUGGGCACACUUGAUUGUGGAUUAUACCAUAUGCGUCUCACUGCAUACGCUGAUUCAUCCAAGCGAACUAUACUAGCCGAACACGAAAAUGAUUUAUUGUCGCGUGUCAACACUACAACCUGUUCUAAAACUGAAUUUAUGGAGAAGAUGAAUGCGGCAGCGCGCCAUGCCGAGAAGCAAUGGGAAUCAGCCCAAUGA
This is a messenger RNA of Lichtheimia ornata, 498 nucleotides long. RefSeq lists its product as uncharacterized. Lineage: Eukaryota; Fungi; Mucoromycota; Mucoromycetes; Mucorales; Lichtheimiaceae. The transcript has 2 exons. The record is from RefSeq and is a predicted model, not a curated record. Bases 1 to 498 code for a protein of 165 amino acids.